GCCUCUCGCUCUCUCCGUGCCCCUCUCAUUUAUUCUGUGCCCCGGAGAAUUCCUCAUCCAAACCUCAAUCACGUAUGAUUGCGUAGAGUGAGAGAGAUCGAAAGGUGAGCCCAUUCACGCUUGACUGUUCGGCGAUAGCACACGCCACACAUCCAUACGGAACGCAUUGGAAAUACUCCUUUAGGCUACACCAUAUGGUUUUGUGGGCAAUAAGAAAAAAAACGCGUCUGGGGAAAUCUUUAUAGCCUACCUACGGACAAUAAUAACAACAAAACGCAUAUUUGUUUUCUCUCAUCGUAAAAGCCCAAAUCACCAUGUUGCUGCUGCAUUCUCGCAGACCAUUGUCUUUCCCCGACAGUGCUCGCGGUGUCUGCUACUGGUAGAGGUGCUGGCGCGCUGGCACAAAUGCCCGUAGUCCUCGAGAGCGAGUGGGGCAGCCAAACAGACAGUCGCCUAGCUCUCGUCGCCUCUCGAUUCGGCGUUGUAUUUGGCUUAUGGCUUAAUACGUUGAAAAGUUACGAGGCGUUGCAUUAACGCAGCUGUUGAUGAAAUUGUUUACAGUGGAGUUUAAGGUGUCUCGAAUGCAUUACGGUGCUGGAUAUUUUGCCACUUACCGACUUUCCGUGCACAUGAGGAUUGCACAGAGUCGAUCUUGUCAGACUUGGCGCCAUUCAACUGGAAUACCUGAGACUCAAUUGUGUGCACGCACGCACGCUCCGACAACACACAAACUUAUUUACCACUGUUGUGACAUUUUUUUUGAAUAGCCUACAUUUUGUAGCCAUGCUUUUAUCCGUGCGUAAAUUUGCGGCAUAUGUUUUAUGAGUCAUUGGUAUUUGACGCUUUCCCUGCAAGGAAUUUGUGACUGGUAUCGUUCCCCAGGAUGCAGUAUGGAUGCCCGAUGAUGCGCGGGACUUGGUGGAUUUUCUAAAGGGGAUCGGAAUGACAUUUGAGUAAACCCCCGUGGACCGUAAAUUCGAUUUUCUCCACCCGGUUCCUUUUGCACCAAACAGCCGCACACAACUCGACAUCUGUCCAACGAUUCUGGGCUCGGUUUCGGUUCGGCUCGCCCGCGAGGGAGAUGGCCGCAAUCGCCAGCUCCUUGAUCCGACAGAAACGCCAGGCGAGGGAGUCAAACAGUGACCGGGUCUCCACUACUAAACGGCGCCCCAGCCCCAGCAAAGACCCACGUUCCAUAUGCGAGCGGCAUUUCUUGGGGGUCUUCAGCAAAGUCCGUUUCUGCAGUGGCAAGAAAAGACCAGCCGCUCGAAGGCGACCAGAUGCACCCUCCAAACCUCCACAGGUGUCCCGUAAGGGCGGCAGGCUAGAGCCGCAGCUGAAAGGCAUCGUGACACGAUUGUUCAGCCAGCAGGGCUUCUACCUGCAGAUGCAGCCGGAUGGCUCUAUCGAUGGCAGCAAGGACGAGAACAGCGACUACACACUGUUUAAUCUAAUUCCUGUGGGUCUGAGGGUGGUGGCCAUCCAAGGGGUGAAGGCUGGCCUCUACAUUGGAAUGAACGGAGAAGGAUUCCUCUACAGCUCAGAAAUGUUCACGCCGGAGUGCAAGUUUAAGGAGUCGGUGUUUGAGAAUUACUACGUGAUCUACUCGUCCACUGUGUACCGGCAGCAGGAGUCCGGUCGGGCCUGGUUUCUAGGCCUUACCAAGGAAGGCCAGGUCAUGAAGGGGAACAGGGUCAAGAAAACCAAGCCCUCCUCACACUUUGUCCCCAGGCCCAUUGAAGUGUGUAUGUACAGGGAGCCGUCGCUGCAUGAGAUUGAGGAGAAACAGCGCUCCAGGAAGAGCUCAGGGACUCCCACCAUGAACGGAGGGAAAGCUGUCAACCAGAACUCCUAGCAGCAGGGCCCCAAGGGUGGGGGGCCCGGGUCCCCCCUCUCUUAAAUAGAGGGGAGAGAGGCUACAGACCCCCUCACCAACAUGCCCUCUGAAGGGAUGGGCCGCCAUGAGGGGGAGGAGCUACACCCAAGAUGACAAAAAACUGAACUCUCGCCUGUGAAAAUCUUUUAGACGAAUAUCAAGAUAAACCCAGAGGAAAACAACAACAAAAAACAACAAAAAACAUUUUCAAUCAGGAGUUGACCUACGUUUUAUGCAAAAAAGAAAAAAAAGCUGUGACAAAGGAAUGGUGGUCUCUUCACAAUACAAAUAUCUAUCGUUUCCAAUUUAAGCUGUGAAAAAUUAGCUUUAAAGACAUGUUUAAUUUCCCAUGCAUUGAUUUUAUGAAUGCUAUGGCACCCUCACAUGCUUAAUUGUGUUACUGUUGUCCAAUAAUAACAAUAUUACUUAUGUGUUGAUAACUCUUCAUCCCAAUUUAGUAUCAUGGGUAUUCCGUUUUUCGUUUGAGACUGUAGACGUGAAAAAUUGUUGGUAUUUUUUUAUUGCUUGACAUUGACUGCACUUUCACACUGCAUACACUGGUGUGAGGGUAAAGAAUGAAUAUAUAUGAGAAGUCGCUGGUGGGCUCGGUAGGAACAGGAAUGGGUGAGUGGGAUGGCUUUUGCUCAGGUGAUGUACUGUCGGAGUGGAAUAUCUCCUAUCUCCACAUACUCUUUGAUAUGACAGGACUAGACAACUAAAAUCAAUAUGGCGGCUACUCCACCAAGCCUCAUAGUAGUCCUCUAGCAUAUUAUGGUGCGUUCGAGUGCGGAUGGAAAUUUGGAAAUACAAGUUCCCGACCCAGAAAUAAGGAUUGAACGACCAUCAAAGUCUGAGUUCCAAGUGGGAAACACGGUCCAGAAUGAAGAUACUGAAGUUUACGAGGUGUGACCUUUCACCUUUUUCGACCACUAGACGAUAAAAGAAAGCCAUUUACAACCUUAACCAUCUGAUUAAUGUAGCUCGGUGGAUCCAUACAGUAUAUAGUUUGACAUAUUGUCAACAUAAGCAACGUUAGCUAGAUUAGCCAUCUAGCAAGAAUGUCAUUGGUUGAAGAGUUAUUCUGACUUCAAAAGCACUUGAAAGCACUCAUGUUGUAUAUACAACUUCACCAACUGGGAAAUAUUUGAUUCCGAGGACCGUUCGAACGCACCAUUACUCUCAAUGAUCCAGUCCUGUGAACUUAAUGGUCAAGAGGGAAAGGAUAGCCUUGUAGUAGUAUGAAUAAUCUGGCAAAGUGGGUAUAGCCAGGAGGAAAAAAGACUGAUAGAGCUUCUGGUUGUUUUUGUUUGGUGUGCCAGUACUAAUAAGGGCAUUUCUUUCUAAUAAGGUCUGGGUUGGCCAAUCCUGGGGGGAAAUGCAAUAUUCUCUCCAGAAAAGGAAACUUGGCUAGCAUCCGCCAAUCAAGGAUUCUUUCAUGAACAGGUCUACUUCACCUCUUUAUGAGCUUUGACAAGACUUUCUUCGAAGUGCGUCAGAGAAUGCUUUUAGUCGGUACAAAUAAAUCAUGAAAAUAUCCUUGGGAAGGCACGUUGUUGUGGCUUGUGUAAGGGCUCAGCAGACUCAGGCUGCUUGGGGCUAAGGUGAUUGUGAAAGCUAUCCAAGUCCCAAUACUCUUAAGAAGCUUCCGCUCCUUGUGUCUUUAUCUUUGUUAUCAGUGCACUGAGCAGACUAGAAAUGUCACAAUAAUCGGUUGAUGGGGUGUAGCGCAUUCAUUUGAUGUAAUUAGUCUCUUUAUAUCUGUGGCCAAUGAGGGAAAAGAAACUAAGUUUUAAGGUACUUUUCGACAAAGCCCCUGUGAGCUCCUCCUCUUCCAUCAAUACCCUUUCUCCUACGACACUGUAAUCAAUAAUAACCUAGCACAAUGCAACGGGAAGGAGCCCAGUCAUCCAAAACCAACAAAAACAAAAUGUGGAUGCCGGAAGGUUCUUUUGCCCUGAGAGUCUGUAAAUAUUUCACUUUUUUUGUACUUACAGGCUGGCAUCCCAAUGGCUUCCAUCUCAGUAGGUUUUGUGAGCCAUGAAAUGAGCCGAUUGCUGUAUUGUGGAAAUGAGCCCCCGCCAUUUCAUAAAUCAAAUGUAGGAGAGUGGCUGUAUAUAUGAAGAGUAAAAAGGCUGGUUAAACCAGCAGGGAAGGCAGGGAGGAAUCUCCCCCAUCACCAAGAUGGAGAAGUCACCAUGUCCACUGAUCCUAUUGUUCGCCUAACUCAGGAAGUCCCACUCCAGUCUUAUGAACGGAGUCUGACAACAAGGCGGGCCACCCUUGCCCAGCACCUAAUGCACAAAGCCUGGCCAAAGGUGUGGUCUUGGGGGGGUUGGGUCAGGGGUGUUGGUGGCAGAGUGGGGGGUCUGGAAGUCUUGGGAUCUGGCCAGGGCAUGAGAUAGGGGAUGUCAGGGUGUCAUGUCAGACACUUCCUCAUUUAACUGCGGCAGGUAAUGGCAGAAGACCAGCACAAGUCUUCCACUGGGAUCAGGAGAGAGCUGGGCUCAGUUCUGCAGUAGUUGCUCCAGUUUAAAUAGCCCAAAGGCACAGAUCUAGUAAUCGGCUUACUCUUCCUCAGUUAUAACCUUAACCAUUAGGGGAUAGGGACGCAAAACUGACCUUGGAUCAGCAUCAACUUCAUACUACUCGGAAGGAUGUACUUUACAUAACCUGCUGGCAGAGAAAAGAAGGGAAGAUAGAAAUGAGAGGUUAAGAAUAGGGAGUGAGAGUAAAAUAGGGGAUAUGCGAGUGAACUAAGAGAGCACUUUUGGGGGACAAAAUGAAAAUGCCAGGGGCUCAAUACUGUGUGAAGAGAUAUUAUAUUUAUGUUUAAGUUUGCAAAUUAUUUCACCGUAAAUGAAACACAGGCAUAUAUGCAUUAUGAAUUGUGAGAUGAAAAAAAAAAUGCAUUGAUAUUUAAAAAUCAGAAUGAAGUUAGUGAUUGUUUAAGAAUAAAAAAUACAUUAUCAAAAGCUUUCACUUAUUUAUUGUACCGCUGUGUUCUUGUUGAUAGCCUUGUGCACUGUAUUCUUCCCCAAAAAGAUGACAACAACCCCAAAAAGACUCGAUUUCAUGUAGAGUAUAACUUCUUCUACCCUCUCUCCCAGAUUUCAUGUAGAGUAUAACUUCUUCUACCCUCUCUCCCAGAUUUCAUAUA
This is a messenger RNA of Oncorhynchus mykiss (rainbow trout), 5033 nucleotides long. RefSeq names its product fibroblast growth factor 12. NCBI's taxonomy places the organism in Eukaryota, Metazoa, Chordata, Actinopteri, Salmoniformes, Salmonidae. The record is from RefSeq and is a predicted model, not a curated record. Gene Ontology annotation, molecular function: growth factor activity.